AUGGAGUCCCUGCCUGUUUCUUCUGAGGCCUCUGAGUCCAAACAGUCGGAAGUAGAAAAACUCAUGCAGCUUCUGUUUCUUUCAUCCGUUCAAAUGGAUACGGUAGAUGACCAGCAGUUAAUAGGAUGUGUUGCCCAGCUGUCGGUCUUGUCUUUACAAGAACUCGCCGAGGCUCCCUCUCGUAUACAAGCCGAGGAAGAAAGUCUUCGUCACCAGACCGAAAAGCUUGCCGUUGAAAACUAUCCUAUAUUUUUGUCCAACGCGAGCACCAGUCGUGAGGUGCAUAGGGAAUUCGAGUCGAUUUCCACGUCCAACGAUUUACUGCUGGAUUUAGUGUCGCAGGCAUCUUCGACGGCCCAGGCUAUUUCCCGAAGGACAGACAACUACGGACUGGACUUUCGAAGAAAUGCGAGGUUGGCUCAGAAUCAUACACAGGUACCUUUUAGGUAUGGUUUGUUCCACCUAUAAUGCAGGUUUUGGAGCCCACUCCUAUCUCGCAUACCUGUUUUGUUCCCACUGCAUACUUCGGCGGUUCUUGGUCAGUUAUAGCAAGUUAAAUACCGUUACUGACAUAUUUUGGCGAUUGCUCCUGCAUCGUCUUUCCUCAGCAAGCACUGACCUGUGAAAAGGUCUUAAGGGCCAACAGUUCCGGUUUUCUCUAGUUGGUCAUUCAUGGACCGUCUACUUCUGCGUCCUCGUCGACGACGGCCGUACAGUCACCACUUUUGAAUCUGAUGUACAGUAUUUUCCAGUCAGGUUGUGCGUCCAAAGUGACUUCACUGACAAACCUUAAGAGGCCUGAUGAUGCUUAUCGCACCCACAUCCUGGCAUGAAUACUGCAAACCUUCGAAGCCACUGAUCUGAAAGAGAGCGUUUCAUUAUCCGAAUAUUCUGUCAGUACGUGCUAUUUUGUUGUCUGUCGGACAUCCUAUUUUGAUCGAAACUCAAGUCCCAUAUGACAUUUCUGAAGUAUGUCAUACUUGGGGAAUUGAGUCAUGAUCCUCAGUUGUGAUUACCCGUGAUUUUACUUUGCCAUUUGAUCGCGUUUUUGCCAAAGUUGUGGCCGAAGCGGUCUCAACCGAGAGCAGAUCAUUUUAAUUUCGGCGCCGGCAAAUGCGGUUUUCCCUAUUCACGUUUGCAAGUAUUCAUUGGCUUGUGCCCGUUCUCAAUCUGCUGCCGAAUACUCAUUAAACGGUGCUCGAAAUCCGACUUUGUCAGCUGUCCUGUCGUGUCUGAAAGUCAUUAUCUAACUGUAUUUUCAGCUUUCUGACUGGACGACUCAUUUUCGAUAGAGCAGCAGUACUCCGAUUUGGACCGGUAAAUCCUACACCAGCAAGUGGUCACCUUGGUUAACCUCCUUCGCGAUUUUAUCUUGAAACAGUGUUUGGACACGGAUUUGCAGUUGAACACGGUCACUUAUGACAUCUAUUACCUUUAUUUUAUGAGGUAAAGAAUCUGCUUCUACGAUUCUAGCUAAAUCCCUCAGGAGCAGUUUCAGCUUCCCAAUCUGCGUUCCUCUACAUAACGGACUUAAUUGAAUCGAACUUUUCUGACAGCACUGCAUUAAACUGUCUAAAGAGACCGUUAGACCGAGUCAAAUGCUUAGUCUGAGAUUAUUAGAAGAGUCUUGUGAGCGGUCGCAUAUACACGAGCAAUCAGUAGGGUUGAAGAAGUACCUGCAAUGACAGGGAAGACUGUUAUAUUAAUUCAUGGCUCAUUUGUCAUUCGUCAGUCAUUCAUUUCUCCAGAACUAGAAGACAGGGCUUGCACCCCGGCCAGUUGAUCAUCGAGUAUUUGUACCAAAUGCCUUUUCAUUCGAGACAUUGACCCACGCCUUGUUGUGGGUAUUUGAUGUCAUGUAGGAGUGGCGUUUCGGCGAUUAUGUAGCUCCAAGACCAGACGCAACGCGCAUGUGCCGUCCUAAAAUAAGGUCGUUGAAGCGGCGUUCCGACAUGACCCUGACCCCGAUGUAGCUGAACUAUCUCUUUUCAGGUUUUUCUACCUUUCGCUGAGGACCCGUUCUUUUUUAGUCUCUUGGGCCACGCUCCAUUGAGUUACAUAGUUGCUAUACAACCUCCAAGCAUUACUAUCGACAAGCAAAUAUUCUUCUGGCAAGUUGUAUAGAGGAUGUAAAUCCUGUGCCGCCAGGGCGUGAAUUUCGGGGGUUUUCGUUGAUUUUGCCCGACCACUUAACAUACGGGCCACAAUUUUCACUGUCCGGAUCGAAGACGCGCAAAUCCACUUUUGUUUGGCGUCAAGUGAUCAAAAGACCUUGUGCAGCCAAAUAGUGGUGCAACAUGUUGACCCAUGACUUUCCGACAGUCUAAUCACGAAUACACGACAGCUAACACAAAUGGUUUCGUAUGUUUGUCCUGACACUCGUCUGACGGUCCUCCACCGUGGUGAGUCAUGCGCGUAUGCAAACUUGGUCUGCUGCGGCGUAUGACGAGGCGGUCCUAUAUCAGGGUCAAUUAGGGUGGUAAAUAGGAUUCAGCCAUCGAGCCAGUUUUGAAUGCCAGAAAUGGUAUACGCCCGAGGACCAUGGGACGCUUACGUUAUCUUAAUUAUUUGUCUAUCAUCUUAUUUUUGCUUUUCCGAUCGUCUCCCAAAUUGAGUUUACCACUGUGCUCUAGCUGAGAUGGAAGCUUAAGCUACAAAUAUUCCCACAAUGCAUCGGGAUCGUUUGUAAUGCUCACAAUAGCACCGAAAUUAACCUUAUUCGAGCCGUUAGUAUUUUUUUCAUCGUUUAAGUCAUGGUCAUCGGUCAACGCACAGUCCGGCUUUCCUAUAUGUCGAGAAGAUCGUAUUAUGAGCAUGAACUUAAGAAUACUUUGCGUAUGCCACCUUGAGCAAUGUAAACCUUGCUGCAGUUUAAAACCUUCCAUAAACCUGAUGAUAUUUGUGAACCCGUUAUUCAUCUUUCGCCAUUUGGUUGGCAGAACAGAUCUCGCAUCCUCUUCAGAAACGAUCAAUGCCCGCGAAAAAAUCACAUUCAGAAUGCGACGCAUAACUGUAAUACGUUGUCCGCAAAGGGUUAAAGCCUGUUGUAAGACCUAUGUGACACUGUCCGUUUAACUUCUUUCUGAAUAACAAUGUUUCAAGAUGGACUGCACUAUGAUACCAUGAUCACAAGACGGCCAAUCCGGAAAGUCGGGGAUGGAGAAGGAUGCAAUGGACCAUGUGACCACGUAACCUUAGAAACGGAUGUACUUGGGUUAACCUAGGUCUCUUCACUUGGCGCUGUAAUUUCCUCUUAUUUUUUGCUUAUUUUUCCACUUUCUAUAUGACAGUUAGGGAAUUCUAGAGCGUAAGUCUAUUUCCUUCAGAUACACUGACUAACCUGAGCGUCGAAAAAAAGAACUUUGAAUGUUAUAAAUGACGCCGAACGACAGUUAUGAGGUUGAAAUAUUUUCAUUUGGUCAUGUGUACCUGUCUAUCCAAACUUGCCAACUAUUCAUUCCCACAUCGAUUUCAUUUCUAUAUGCUGCUAAACUACUUUGCAAACCAAAAUAUGAUUCUAUGCUCAGAGUCGGUCUUUUGCGGAUUCCCGGCUUUUAUAUAUCCACUAAAACACAUUGUGUUCUUUUCCUGGCAGCUCCUCGAAUUCCUUGAAUUGCCACAAUUAAUGGAAACUUGUGUGCAGAAUGGCUACUAUGAAGACGCCCUGAAUAUUCUUGCUCACGUCAAACGCAUUUGUAAGAAGCACGGCCAGUCGGUGCCCGUUGUCAGAAUUGUCGCGGCUCAAACCGAACAAAUCAGUGGUCAAUUAUUUUUUCAACUCUGCAAGCAGUUACGGGAGCCAAUCACUCUGCCCGUUUGUCUUAAAGUAAGCAUUAAUCUCCGUGCUCGCUGAAUGCUUUUAUCAUCUUUCUCCGCUCCUAUUUCUGACAAUUUUUCCUCGCCGACGGCGUUAUGACAAUCAGUAUUGAUUGCAUCACGCCCAACACUUACAUGCCGUAUCCGAGUCUUUCAUAUUGACCCAACUGUGAAAAACUCGGCGCCUUAGUGGGAUUCGAACCCACGCAGUAAGGGGAAGGCUUUAGCACAGCCAACGCUCUAACCAUUUGAGCUACGAGGCCUCGCCGGACGGCUCUAGUUUAAUCACAUUUGGGUCAAGUUACCCGCCCUACCUACUGCAACGUCUGGAAUCCACCAAAUCUGGUACGGUAAGUUGACUGCCCAAGUAGGAUUUCCUAAGUAAUUCACCUAGAAUCCACCAGAUGACUACCAGGCUCACGUAAUUCAUUCUGAGUUUACCUUGUGUAAAGUUGUCUGUAGUGUACAGCAGCUGCCAGUAUUGAUUCCUAUUUUGUCAAGUCUUAAUGCCUAUAGCCCACAUCCGCAUGUUUUCAGCAAAUUGAUUCGAACCGCUUGUCUCUCUAUGCUCUAAAACGUGUUUAUUUCACAUUGGAGUGGCGUUCGUCGACGUGUCCUGGUUGUAGGACAGAACAUUGCCGAUGGCCUUUUACCUUGGAGCUCCACUCACGAGCCCCCUCAGGCGGUCGCCUAAGAACUAGUAAUCCGUAAUCGAGAGAUAUUAACUGUUACGACCGGGGGCAUUGAAAUAAUCAUGUCCCAUUAAUUUGCUUUCGGCAACAGUCUAUGCGCCAACCUCCGGCCCUGGGAGACCUGGUGUGAACCCGGGUCUAUCGGUCUAUCAGUUGGGCCGAGCACCUGUACGCUGUUGGCAACUAUCAAAGACAUUCAAAGUCACAUGGAGGUGAUAUUCACUAAUGUGUCCUAAUCGUAGGUGGAAUAUGGGGAUUUCGUCUGACCCAGGGCCUGUGGUUUAAGUAUGCCCGGCUGAUGGCUACAAGUAGACACAAAAUGCCUAGUGUAACUUCCCUUCUCUUCCUGUCUCUCAAUAAAAUAUACUAGUUUUCGUUUCAGAUUUGAUAAUCAAAAACCAGCCUGCGUCAUUCGCUGUGCCAAUAGGAGCUGAUCUCUUUGUCUGAUGCGCGUCAGUUAAUGGCUCCUCUUUAACCCACGUUUUCACAUAUACGUGCUAUUGUGUCAGUCAUUUGCAGGCUUCGGUUGCUGAACCCGUGAUAAAUGUGGUUUCUCCCCUCGAUUGAUUUCCCAUAGGCUCACAGAAACCGGGAAAAAGAGCAGUUAUGAGCAUUUCCCCUCAGUUGUCUCGUGUAAACUUUUGUGCUCUCAGUCACCAGCUCCUGCAAAAUAAGAGCAAGUAUGACCGAAGACAGUUAAUGCAAUUGCCAUCUUACUUAAGAGACAGAAACCCAGGCGCAUUUCAGGGGUCUUCGGUGAUCACAUCGCGCAGUCAUAUGCGCUCACUUUUGGUGCAUUCGAAUUUCUUGAAAAUAUUCAAUACAGCCAUGAUUAUUAUGCUUUUAUGAAGUUUUCUUGUUGAAUAGAACCACUGAUAGGCUUUUUCACGCCGAUGCCUCAGUCCACUUGGCCUUUGCAAUUUCCUCCCCAACGUUAGAUCGUCGUACACUUGCGCCAGCUGGGAGCCUUUUCGGAGCAAGAGUUGCGUCUCAAUUUCCUCCAAGCUAGAGGCGCCUGUCUGCGCCAACAACUGUCGGCUGCCCUUUCCAGGCCUAUGACUGGCUCCACUGUGGACACUUUGGGACACAACUACCCUGGACUUGAUGUCAGUCUUGGUGGCUCACGCAGAGUGGAACAAGAAUCGUAUAUAUUGGCCAUGCGCCGCAUAGAAGUUACUCGUGUGCAUCUCUUUGACAUAAUAACUCAGUACAGGUAAGUAUGCAUUUUGCUCGUUGUACUCAAAGCCACAACUUGACCAGGAAGUAUUGGGGGGCCACACGGUUCCUUUGUCUCCAUGGCCUAAGCAAGACGUAACUUUCCGACUGCAACCAGCACUCAAAUCGAAAAUGACUUCCGUGGUCCGCUUUCUCACCGUUAGCACUUUGCAGUUGAUGCCGUCCCCACCCAAAAUGCAUCUUCUACGUACCUGCUGAGGGCAAAUGUAUACUAGCCGAAUUCCGUUAUCUCCGCUUCAGGGCUGUCUUCGCAGAUGAGGAGGGCUUUUCCAGGAGUUUGGGUCUCUCGGGUAGCAAACUUGGCGGUAGCAACGGUGGCGAACUGAGCUCGCAUACACUACUUUCCAGUAUCUCACCCCUUAGUCUGGAGGAUCUGCCCGGCUUCACCCUGCCACUGGGCUCCGUCUUAGAUGGGCUCGUCUGCCCCAAGCCAUCGAGCCCUUUCCAUGCAUGGUUGGUGACUCAAGUUUCUGCCUUCCUCGAUGGUCUCUCCGGCGACCUUGAAAGGAUCCUCCGGCUGCCCAGCCUCUCCGUCGCCGAAGUUACUGACCAGUUGGCCUUCAUUAUGACAAAUAAGGACACUACCCCAGGCUCCAGCACAACAGACGAUGCACUAUCCUAUGCUGUGACACCUGAGUCUGUAACCUCAGUUUUCCAGCGCAUACAUUCCUUGCUUACGCAGAGCCUCUACUUUGGACGGUCUUUUGCAAGAAUAGGCUGUGACUUUAGAGCUCAUCUGGCUACCCUCUUUUCCAAAGCUAUUCUAAAAUACUUCGAGGUGAGUCGUCUCGAUUUGCAAAUGCUGUCUUCACGCUUUGUAGUUAAACGUCUGGUGAUUCAUAUACUAUUGGUUCAAGUCAGCAUGAUUGUUUAGGUAUCUAGGAUAGCAUCACCGAUAAGCCGGAAUAUCUCAUUAAGGUUUGCCUACUCUUGCCAUUAGGACAUUCUGCGCUAAAUAUCACUUAGAUAACUACUUCCGAUCCAAACUUCAAUUUUGCUGGACUACUUUACGAUAGUGGUGUGCCCUUGUCUAGUCUAAAAAACCAUUCGAAACUUAUUUUGCCCUUCAUUUAGACUGAUUUAGGUCCCAUUAGGACCCUUUCUUGCACUGCACUUCUGCUAAAGUUGUAUUUGUCCGCUGUUGUUAAUUAGCAUUGGUACUUUGGUCUAACAGACCACACGCAUCUGACUCUACUCGCUGCCCGCAACUUUCUGCAUAAACAGUGCGAUUUGAAUCCUUUAGUAUGCAGACUUCAAAUGCGUGACCUCGGCCGCACAAUGCCUGUAUCUUCUGCUAUCGCACCUAAUCCUUCGUUGACCUUUUGACCUUAAGAAGGCGCCGUGGGUGUCUGCGGGCAGGGCAUACCUCAUAACUCGUCAAUUUGCCACGAAGUCAGAAAUUCAUAAAAUCCUCUUUUUUCCUGACCGGGUUUUCCUUACAUUUGGCCUCUAAAUUCGGUCUCGUUUGCCUGAGUUGCAACAACUAUUGAUGCAAAAAGCAUAGUUGAAGGAAUCUGUGUUGACUCCGAAAUGUUGCGCUUCUUUGGCAGGCGUUAACAGGACGACGGGGACCACAACACGAGGGGACCUCCCCGUCGGCCUAGUUACCAGUCACCUGGUUAACAAUGGAAUUGCCGUGAAGAAGGACACAUGACCUCUGGAACAAGAACUUUAUUCGCUUGGCGUUUCGAAUUCCUGCUCGAACCCAUCAUCAGAGACAAAAGCAGAUACGGGUGGUUCAUACACAAGGGGCUGAAGUAUUUAGAGAAUGCAGUCGUCAUGCUAUCGUACACCUAUGAAAAUUCACGUCUCCCCUCCUCAUUAGGGACUGUUGCACUUGGUGUGAUGGCUGACAUUCGCGUCGCUAAUCGUUUUAUCAUCUGACGCCUGAUGGUUGUCCCUCUUCUGUGUGGAACUCCUACCCCAAGUGGUGUGAGAAGGCGGCCGACGGCUUCUGAAACGUUCUUGACAUACGGGUUCCGUGGGAUUUAGCCUUUCGACCUGUUGCGUAUGCACCGGCUGAUGAAGUUGCGCGGGUAGCCAUUGGCUUUGGAGACCCAUCGAAGGUAUUGUAGUUCGGCAAUCUUGUCUUCCGACUCAUUGCAGUGCUUUUCAACACGCCGAUAGAGUGUCCUUACACAGCUGCGUUUGUGGCUGAUUAGUUGGUUGCUGUUGAAGUUUAGUACUUGCGUCGUAUUUUUCGCACGAACUCCAAAUUUUGGCGAGCGCUUCCAUAUGCCAAGAACGUUUCGGGGACCGUCGGCCGCCUUCACGCACCAUGCAGACCGGAGGCAACCAUUAGGCAUCAGAUAAUAGAACCGAAAGACAGCCAAACAGCUCGCUUACGCAUGUGCCACGCACGGGCGGAUCCAUAAACUUCACAAAAAUCUGACUUCAAAGGGUAAGGUUAGCGCUCAGACUCUACAGAGGUGAUUGGGGUCACCACGUCCACAUUAAUAGACAGCCCUUGUGUUUUUACUCUCGUUCGGAAGAGGACUGAGCCAGACCGUCAGUCAGUAACUGUCCAAGCCACGACUUACAGCGUGUAAUGUUAGCUUGAAUUGCGUCAGAAGCAGUCUACUGAGGGAUGCAUUAAACUGUCAUGAGAUAUGGUAUCUCAAUAUCGCCCUCACCUUUGCGUGUACUUGUGCAUCCGAGGCUCCAGGCCUGCCGCUGAUACCAUUGGUAACAAUGACCAACGUGACAUGGUCCCCCGUCUAGGUCGUACCACAUGGAUGUAUGCAUUAAGCACCCACGGACUCGGCGGGGUCCUAACACCGCACGCAGUAAGUUCAUGUGACUCUCGUUUGGAUCUAACACAGCAACGGCGCAGUCGACUUGAGUGACAGAAAUACCUGUGCCAUCUAAUCCGGGAAUCACAGGAACACUCCCUCCACAAAGCCCUCUCACACAGCCGUUGUUGGGAGCAUCACGGUUUAACCGGUCACUGCAGUUGGAGGUGCGCUCUGCGUGGGUCUGCCAAUAACACCGAAAGGAGAAAUUUCCUGCCCAACACCAACAUCGACAGCCAGUACAGUAUGUGCAUGUAAACUAAGAUGGUUGCAUAAUUUACAUAGGAAUGCAUUAGACGAAAACCCCGCCAACUGGACCGCUUGGUUUCAGCAGCUCAGUGGCUUGUACCUUCUUGUCCUUGGCACGUCUGCGAUGAUGCCUGACCUAGCUGGACUCUAUGAUGUUGAAAAUUGUACUUAAUCACGCCUGGUGGACUGCGCCAGUAAUCUGGAGAGCUAAGUCUACCCCUUCUCCUGUGAUAAUGACUGAAUACUAAAAGACUAAGAACCAUCUCCAAAUUGGAUCAGGUUUUUAGCUCACUUUGUCGGCACUUCCAUGUACGCAGCGGAACGGGGCCAAGAUUAACAACGCUGAACUCAUGGAGCGCACAGUGAAUAGCAUGCCCAAUCUAAGUCAGUUGCUCUUUUUGCAUGACUCGAUAUGUUUUCGCGUUGGUGAAUCGAGUGCGGUCUUCCUCAUUAGAGACGAAGUCAGUAUACUUCACGCGAAGGAUGUUUUUUAGACAACUGUUGUCAAGGCCUGACACUUUUCGCUUGCCUUCUAUGCACACAUCCCACCAUCAACAGCCACAUAGGAGUCAAGAACAUUUGCAACCACGAGUUUUUUACAUUUGGGCCAAGUUACCCAAGGCUCGCUGUCAGAGCCUAGUAGCUCAAGUGGUGAAAGCCUUGCCUUUUCUGUCUCGGGUUCGAAUACCGCCGAAGUAACCGGUUUUUCUGCAAAUGGUUAGGCAAACCCCAUCCGCACCGUGUACGAACGCAUUUUUGUGUUUCUUGUCCUAUCUGGUGUUCAGGGUUAUGAUUGGCUGAAUGAAGGCAGAAUAAGCCUGGAACGGUGCUGUAUCAAUCUACCCGCAAUCUCUGCCGUCCUUCCGCUGUGCAUUCAUAUCUGUCAAGACGCCUCCCUGGUUUAAUAGGUGGACAAAAUCUCGCAGUAUUUAUGACUGGAUUUGAAGAAAUUACAGUUAUUUUAUACAAAACCGGCCGUGCUGCAUAGUAAGAAGACUUCCAGUUAUGUAUCUCCAAAGAUGCACAUUCCAUGCACUCUAAGGGUUAAAAGUCUAAAAUGGCUAGUUGUGAAUACCAGUGCAUUCCUUUUUAGCAAGUUUUAUUGAAAUAGGCGAGAAAUCGGAUGCUAUCUGACUUGCGGGCUCGUCUUGGAUGACUUGAAAACCCUUCGACUAAGGACUAGGACGCUUCCCUAUACGAGUCAAUUAGAGACCAUAUGAAGGUGACCUGGCGAGAGCGAUCAAAGAGAUCUUUUGGGAUCCAGGUAGAGCACGUAGUAGAAAGGGCCUUACGUUAUACUCCAGAGGAGGUUAUUGUUAGAGUUGAAGAUCAGAUGCGGGAAUAAGUACCCACCUUGAAUUUAGCGGAAGACAACCUGUAGUACGAGGGUCUUUUCUCCCGUGUCUAACCGGGAUCCAUCUUUUGAGAGGUGAACUGAUCUCAUUUAUCCUACUUCAUGGGAGGGAGAAUAGAUCAAGUCGGUUUCAUAUUACCAAAUUCCUUGGAGAGUGUAUAAGGCAUUGGGUCGAUAUGACGGUUCGGUGUCUCCUAUAUGGCGCCCUCUAGUUGGCACACGGUCUUCACCGUCUUUCAGUUACUCUCCUUCCAACCGUCUCUCCGCACACCCUGCCGUUUAGUAAGAAACUCCGGUCUACCGCUCCUCGACCUCCCUCCUUUUUACUGCUGGCGUGAAAGUCGUUGAAUGCGGCAGAACAGAAUGUAUCGUCUUUCAUUGCAAUUAAUUGCCUGUUCAGACUGAUAUCAGACAGCGUUCUAUGAGGCGCUAUGGAAAAAUGUGAUCAGAUGCCCCCAUUUUUCUCCAUUUGUAUCAUGCGACACGCGUAUUUACCCUCAAGACCGAAAUCCUAGAGGAAUGAGUUCAGACAAUUCUCUCAACACUCCUAUCGACUCGGCCACCCCAUGGAUUCUAUCCGAAUAUUCCGACCGAUAUUUAUCGUAUUACCGCUAUCGUCGCCACCUUCAGUCUCUCCCUUCUCUGUUCCUAGGCGCAUGUUUAUCCAGGACUCAGGAAAAACGAUGGCCUACUAAACACACGCUUUUGAAAUCAAUUCACUAACUCCUUCCACAACUCGGUAGUUACCUAGAAGGGACCUUUUGUCAGUUUCAUUUGUCUGGCCUUUACACCCGCCCACUGUGUUGUUGUCGAAUAUCACGACUUUGGGUGGCGAUGAGAAGUUUCUCCAUGUGCUGUUUUUCGUGAGAUUUCAAAUCUUCACAAUUCACGUUGAACUAACUUUCUCAUUAGGUUAAUGCCAUUAAUUUUUGCUCUAGCGUGGUGUACCAACCGCCCUAUCUGCUUAUUCAUAUAUUGUCGGUUUUUUGACCAAGGCCAUUUUGAAUGAAGUCAGUUUAACUGCUUUAAUCAUCCUUCCAACAAAGAUUAGCACAUAAUAGGUAUUUGUGAUCUCUACUCGGUCGCUGUACCUAUAAAUGGUUCCUGUACGUACUCCUGAGCCUGCUGUCUGGGAGCUAGACGUCUUUGGUCCGUCGCAGUAUCUGAAAGCGAGUUUCAUCACGCUUUGAAUGCUUCGUCUCUCCUACUGCAUGGCGUGAGGUGUAUUCCUACGUUGAGCUUUUUCCGUCUCACACCGCCUGUCUUCCUAAUGCUCUCAACUUUCCUUAAUACCCGCUUCCUCUUUUUAGGCCCUGCUUUCUAAUGCACUGACGGAAUUCUAUGCAACACUUGAGCAAUGGCCCUGGGAGCUUGAAGGUUGCGAGAAUUUGGAAGCGCAGAAUGACCCCACGGCCGAUGCAUCGGGCUCAGUUCAACCACCAGUCACUAUUCUUCGGUAUCCUCCACUUGCCAUCUUUUGUAACCGACUACUCACGGCCAUGAAUGGGCUGAGAAUUUGCUGUCCAGUGGGACUGAAACAGGGGUCAGUGCCUAUUGUUGCUGCUUUUCAGACCAUUUACUGUAGCAGAAUUUUUUAAAGUCCGGAAACGCUGUGGUGUAAUAAGCCCACAGUUUGAUUUUUCUAGUUUUUCAAACUGCCUGUAUUAUACAAACAGUUAUUAUCACGAGUCUGCUAUUAAUUCGCACUUAUAACUGACACAUGCCAGAGUAGUGUGCGCGCAUAUGCUAAGACACCACCAACCUUGACAACAUGAUUGACCUGUUUGUGGUAAGCUAACAUCAUAAUUUUAAGUUUGGAAUCUGAUAUUAAUUAUUGUCCACCCUGAUUUCCCCUUUCGGAGCUAGUAUCCAAACGGCAUAACCAGCCAGAACGUGCCCUGAUGUAUCACUUCAGUGUUUGCACGUUCUUUGUUUAGUUCCAACGCUGAUACCGGUGAAUACAACUCGACAGGACGUCUUGCUCUUCGAGGUCUUUUUUAUAAGGGUCGAUCCGUCAUGACGGAUAGAAAAGUUGUGUAUUAGAUUUUUGUAUCAGCUCAGAUAGACGCAGAUUUCCCUCAUACCGCCUACUAGGCGCUACUAACUAAAAUAGAGUAAUUUGUCUGGAAACCUGCCUGAUAUUGACAAUUCGAUAUGUUCUAAUUGUUGUUAGGAUAAUCCCGUACUAGCAUCUGACCUUAUUGGAUGGAAACUAGUGCUCCACCUCUAGAAAAGUUUGCAAACCGUAAUUUCCGGAUCCCAACAGAGCAUUCAGUUGAUUUUUUACAUCAGUAUUCAACUAAGUAAAGCAGCUUCAGUCUCAUCGCUUGGGUUGUGCAGAACAGACAAUCGAGGAUUAGACUGAAUCAACCUCCAAAGUGGUCCUUGGAAAAAGUGCAUACCCAUUUAAAAAGCUGCAGUAUUUUGGUAGCUUUUUAAGCUCUGAUUAGAACUCCCUGAUGAAGCAUCACUUUAUUUCAGACUAGAUUUUUGGACUACACUUUUUGUCAUCAACUCCAGGUUAGAAGAGGUAACACCUUGAGAAAGUAACUUCGACCCCGUUCUCUUAGCAUAAUUUUUUAUAACGUUGAUGGUGACGGUGUGAUAGUGAGGACGAAGCAAAAGAAGUAGAAGGCCAAUGGCGGCGAUGAAAGUGACGACGUUGCCUAUAUGUAUAGUAUUAUUUGCGUCGCCAUUUCUGUCCACUGUACAUUUUUCUGACCGUCGGAUUUACUGUGUUUUAUCGAUUCAUCAUUCCUCCCGUUGGUAGAGUGAUGGUCGCCCUGUUGCGCAACCUUCGCCUGGCCUGUGAAGCAAUUGUCAGCGUCUACCAUGCCAGAGCAGACCAACAUCUGGUUGGUACAUGUCGCACCAAGGCCGCCAAUCUGGCUGCCGCCUGCGCCCAUUCCGCAGUGCCGCAUCUGCUGACUUGUGCCUUGCAGCACCUCUUUGGUGGCGAAGUGGAGGGCCACCUCUGGCAACUACAUCUACCCUCUAGCACCGGGUUGCCAACCACACAUAGUCUCAUCCAGACCCUAGGACGCGGCGUUUGUCGCCCGCUGACGGACACCUGGCACAAACUGUCCUCGGAAGCCAUGUCCUCUUCUGCGGACACUGUCACGAAUACAGGGGAAAAGAGGCGCAGUGUUGCUAACUCAGAAGUGCCGUCGUUGACUGUUUCUCAAGAGUGUCUCAACGCCGAUGUUUUACCUCUGUCUGAUGCCCUCCAGCAUACUGGAACCCUCAAAGAGGUUACUUCAACAACCCCCCUGCCGUCUGAGGAGGGUAAGCCUAACACAGAGGUAGGCGAUCGUGUCAACGUCGGCGUUUCGGAAUUUGUGGACGAAAAAUCAAGAGACCAUAUCCCGAGUAAAUCUCCACUUGCUGAGCAAUCUGUGUUUGCGGAUAAACCGGCUGAAACACCCUGUGUACAAACAUCUAGUCCAUCAUCCACAAUGCACAAUGAGUUGCUUGAGACACCUAAGAAUGAGGGUUCUCGGGCACCGCUUUCUGUUUCCGCGAAAUGUUUCCCUCCCGAGGAGGAUUGCGAAAAACCUGUCCAGUUAGCCGCCUGCCCUCCUGAAGAAAAUCCUGUCGCGCCUGCUAUACACAAGGACUCUGGGAAUGGUGAAACUGAUAACGUUCGUUUGCACUGCUCACAGUCUUUCACACCUUCGACCACAACUCUGCCUGACAUGGAUUUACCCAGUGCCUGCUCAGCGUCACCUUCUACGAAGUCUGCUGCACCUAUCGUUGCGGAUGUGGACAGUAACAACAAUUCAGAUGUGUUCACAGGUGUUAAAUCAGUGAGCCCAUGUUCGGCGCAGGCGCAAUCGUCAGGCUUGGCUUCUUUAUCGUUGGGUGCUGCUGCCGGGUUAAAAUUUCCCACUUCACCGUCACCUGAGAAGAACCUAUCUGAGGUUUCUUUACCUCCUGCCGCCAUGAAAAUGUUUUCGGGUGUGCCUUCUGAACAAGACUGUCUCUCCGAGACGAAGAAAAUUACACCGUCUGCUUCACCACUAGUUGUCAGGGACUCGGAAGUGUUGGGUGUUGAUGUCUCCGAAACUGACGGUGACAGCUCAACAUCAGGCUCUGGCUUCUUCCCUAACCCAGUCAAUCCCCGAAGCCCUGCUCAAGGAACCCCUGACGCUUCCAUACAGGCGCAGGAGUUUAAGGCGUUGAGUGACGCACCAACCACCAUCCCUUCAAGUGACACCGGGUUCCUCUCGCCAUCAAAACCAUCAAUCAGCGGUACUACUGAUCCGACCGAUGAAACUGACAAGUUGCUGCAACCAGAGACACCCACACAAUCGCUUUCUUCUGAUCACCAGAUGGCGUGUGUUCACUCGGAAGUCAUGGCCAGCGCUCCGUACACGGACACUGACAACGAUCUUCUUAAAAAGGAAUUGAAUACGUUGCCCGAAGACCGACUUUGUGCACCUGGCGAUGUUUUACCUGCGACUCACAAGGAGGAAGAUGUCCACAAGAACGAAGUGAUAGCCGGAGAUGUUCCGGAGACAGCAUUUCUGCCAUCGGCGGUUUCAGGCGCCUGUGAAAUGAAGGCGCACUGCAGUACUGGUCAGUCCUCUGAGUACACUCCUGUAGAUCAGUAUGCCGGUGACACUAACCCACUGGUGGACUCCUUUUCUCCAUUAGCUGUGGACGUCGGUGUUGCUGGGAAUGGCCUGGACCCCCGAGAUGGUGAGAAAGGUCUUGAGCCGUCUUCUCCGCAGGGUAUCUUCAAACUCCCGGACGCUAAUAUGAUGUUGCUGGGACGGGAUGAUUUGAAUCAUCCUCCUGCGGUUGAACAAACUACCGGAGAUGAUGGACUGCAUGAAAACAAAAAGUGCACUUCGGAGGUUGACGACGAAACUUGUAGAACUCCUAAAACGCCGUCUCUUCGACGCCCAGCGGAAUCGCCCGGCACCAUUGAAGUAGAAAGCGAGUGCGGCGACUGGGGUCGUUUGCCGACUUCAACUGACAGUCAAAGUUCCCCACAAGCAAACGAAAAAUCUCAUUUUAUACCGGUCUCAACUGGUGAUGAGUGUCUACCUACUUUUCCUUGCGAAGCAAAAGCCGAUGCAAACCGACUAUAUCAACGUAGUGAACUUUCUCCUGGAGUGAUGGCAGUGCCUCUUCACGAAACCAUAGAUAGCUUACUCACUCCGUCUGGCCCUGAGUCCGAAUCUUCCGGUGAGAGGGUAGAAGUUUCACCCAGUCACAUGAAACCUUCCAUAACUUUGUCCAUUCCUGUUAGAGUUCAGCAUGACCCCGUGUCUGUCGGCGUAUCCCAUGUACCGCAUGGCCUUCCUAAAGAAGACCCUCAAGUGAGUCCAGUCAUCAUUUCCGAAAGCACCAUGGAUCCGACAGCUGAUGUCCCUACUAAUCCUCUGCGGACCGUCCAAGAGACCUCCGUCUCACCACCGGGACAAGAAAGUCUGGGAAUAGCUACAUCCAUCUCACCGUCUAUUCCUGCGAUGGAGGCCGGUUCUGCCAGCAUGUUCUUGAAGGAUGACUGGGAGGGUUGGGACGAAUCUCCCCCAUAUGAGGGAACAUCUUUAGGGAAGGAGGGAGCAGACUCUGCUCAGACCAGAGAGCAAGAAAGUGUGGAUCACAUCACGGAACCUGUCGAGAAGCCCAAAUGCGAACGUAUCCCGUACGCGCUACCCACUGAUGACACCGUCUUGCGCCCGCUUCCCCAAUCCGAAGAUGAACCGAGUAAUGCAGUCGAUAAAUCCGGUUGGGACUUUGACUUUUAA
Messenger RNA from Spirometra erinaceieuropaei, 15898 nucleotides. Lineage: Eukaryota; Metazoa; Platyhelminthes; Cestoda; Diphyllobothriidea; Diphyllobothriidae. The record is from the annotation of a GenBank genome assembly.